This is a messenger RNA of Mesorhabditis belari, 252 nucleotides long. NCBI's taxonomy places the organism in Eukaryota, Metazoa, Nematoda, Chromadorea, Rhabditida, Rhabditidae. The record is from the annotation of a GenBank genome assembly.
AUGGCUCUUCACCACCAAGUGAUUCUCGUUGCUUUUGCAGCUGUGUUUUUGGUCAAUGAUACGGAGGCUGUCCGAGGUGCUCUGAUUCGCCACGGUAGAGCGAGCUCUCUCUCGAGAUAUGCUUCCCAGGACUUUCUACGCUUUGGAAGAUCUCAGGUGGAUGAUGAAGUUCAACCAAUCAGCUAUGGCCGUUCGAUUGGCCUGCGCUAUUUCCGGCCAAACAUCAUCCCAAUCGCAGAUGAUUGGGAAUUC